This is a messenger RNA of Oppiella nova, 1095 nucleotides long. The record is from the annotation of a GenBank genome assembly. NCBI's taxonomy places the organism in Eukaryota, Metazoa, Arthropoda, Arachnida, Sarcoptiformes, Oppiidae.
GUUUGUGUGAAUCGUUUUAAUUGCAAACACAGUCACAUCGACUGAAGAGGUCUACUGAUCGGAUCCAGUGAUGCCUUACGCCAACCAGCCGUCGGUCACAAUACCCGACUCCGGGAUCACCGAAGAGAGCAUCAAAUUCAGUGUCGAAGACACGGACCUAUCGGUGGCCAACGCUUUGCGGCGCGUAUUCAUCGCCGAAGUGCCCACUCUUGCCAUCGAUUGGGUGCAACUCGAGGCGAACUCAUCGGUACUUCACGACGAGUUCAUCGCCCAUCGGUUGGGUCUGAUCCCAUUGACGUGCGAUGAUGUGGUCGAUCGCAUGCAGUACUCCCGCGACUGCACGUGUGUUGACUUCUGUCCCGAUUGUUCCGUUGAGUUCACUCUCGACGUGAAGUGCACUACAGAAGAGACCAAAUCGGUGACCAGCGCUGACCUUAAGUCAUCGGAGGCGCGAGUGCUGCCCGUCUCCUCCAGACAUCACGACAACGACGAGGACUACGACGAGACGGACGUCGACAACGAGAUACUGAUCGUGAAGUUAAGGCGCGGACAGGAACUCAAGAUUAAGGCCUACGCCAAGAAGGGGUUCGGCAAAGAGCACGCCAAGUGGAACCCCACGUGUGGUGUGGCCUUCGAGUACGAUCCGGACAACGCCUUCAGACACACGCUGUUCCCCAAACCGGAGGAAUGGCCGCGAAGUGAGUACUCGGAGUUCAACGACGAGGACACCCGCUAUGAGGCCGACUAUAUUCGCGACGGAAAGCCCAAUAAGUUCUUCUUUACCGUCGAGUCGUCCGGAUGUCUAAAACCGGCCAAUAUUGUCAUGUCUGGACUCAACCAACUCAAGAAGAAGUUGAGUGAUUUGCAGACUCAGGUCACCCUCGAGAUGCAGAACGACGCACUCGCCAUCAACUGAUCCACAUAUCCAUCGACACUCUCAUCCAACCUAUCAAUUAAUAUUCAAUGAAUGCCAGAGCGAGACAGUACUGGACAGUACUACUGGUAUUGUUUUUAUGUCAAUAGUAAGCCCUAUCCACCCGAUAAUGACAGUAAACUCCGGUUUAUGUGGAAUCAAAUUCAUUGAAUAUACCGCAC